Molecule: messenger RNA, 2518 nt
Organism: Aspergillus homomorphus CBS 101889
Lineage: Eukaryota; Fungi; Ascomycota; Eurotiomycetes; Eurotiales; Aspergillaceae
Product: kinesin family protein
Exons: 3
Coding region: 1-2319 (772 amino acids)
Biological process (GO): microtubule-based movement
Cellular component (GO): kinesin complex; microtubule
Molecular function (GO): ATP binding; ATP hydrolysis activity; microtubule binding
Source: RefSeq, a predicted model, not a curated record
AUGAGUGUUCGGGUUGUUGCACGUGUUCGGCCGCUCCUCAAGUCGGAGCGCGACCUGGAUAUCAUUCUUCGUACUGGUCCAUCUGCUCAGAGCGUCGACAAAAAGGCUAGCGCACAAGAGAAGGGAUCAUUAGCAGCAUUGAGGGAUAGGGAUACUGUAGUACGGAUUCCCAAUCCCAAGAAUGAGAGCGAAGAAUACUCCUUCCAGUUCAAUGCCGUCUACGAGGCAGAAGCGACACAGCAGGAGCUAUACGAGGCAGAGGUCGCACCAACCGUUAAACACCUCUUCAACGGGUUCGAUGUCACACUCUUCGCAUACGGAGUCACAGGAACGGGAAAGACGCAUACUAUGCGAGGCGGUAAAAGCCUAGUCGACAGAGGCGUCAUCCCUCGUCUCCUCAGUAGCAUAUACAGGCGCAGCCGAAAGAUGGAGAAAGAAAGCAACGGUGAGACUGCCGUCAAGGUCUCUUUGAGUUACUACGAGAUCUACAACGACAAGGUGUUCGACUUGUUCGAGCCCCCAGAAAAAAGAACAUUGGCAGGCCUACCCCUCCGUGAUAACGGAGGCAAGACCGUAGUCGUCGGCCUGACGGAGAGGCCAUGUCACAAUCUGAAGGAGUUCGAAAGUUUGUAUGACCAGGCGAAUAUCAACAGAUCGACGUCUGCGACCAAGCUAAACGCCCACUCAUCACGCUCUCACGCUAUCCUCUGCGUGCGCGUGGCAGUCAGCACUGGAGACAAAACCUGCAUCAGCACCGCAUCAGCCAUUGACCUUGCCGGCUCGGAGGACAAUCGUCGGACGGACAAUGACAAGGAGCGCAUGGUAGAAUCCGCCAGUAUCAACAAGAGUCUGUUUGUCCUGGCCCAGUGUGUAGAAGCGAUCAGCAAGAAACACUCCAGAAUCCCAUACCGCGAAUCGAAGAUGACCCGGAUUCUCUCGCUGGGCCAAAAUAACGGGCUAACCGUCAUGAUCUUAAACCUCGCUCCUGUUAAAUCCUAUCACCUGGACACAAUCAGUUCCCUCAAUUUCGCCAACCGAACGAAGAAGAUCGAAGUGCGCGAGGUAGAGAAUGAGCCUAUUUUCAAAGGACCUCCCAGACCCGUGGCACGACCCUCGACCAUUGGCACACUUCGCCAACCCUUGCGGCCGCUGACUGCCUCUGUGAAUGUCAACCUGACCGCAACAGCUACCAAAGACGCUGCAAACCCCGAGAAGCCCCUGAAAGCAUUCCACGUUUACUCCGACAAGUCACAACCCCGCUACUCCACUCAGUUCAAGAAGCCCGAAAUACCCAAACGGACCUCUCUAAGCGCCGACACCACCGCCCGACUCUCAAAGCAGCCUACACGCCCCGUAUAUGCCACGCACCAGCAGGCCCCGAAGCAGUUCGAGGACUUCUCGGCCGCCAAGAUUGAGGAGAUGGUCGAGAAGAAAGUGGAGGAAAUCCUCGCCGUGCGAGCCGUCAGCGAACAGUCGCGACAGACGCAGGUCCGCGAGCUCAACGAGCAAGUACAACGCCGCCUGGAGCUUCUCGAGCAGCGCAUCGAGGGGACGGAAGAUGCAAGAGCAGAGGGCUUAUCCUACCUCCUGAUGGCCAAACAGCACCAAGGCCGCGGCGAGGACAGCUUUGCCCUCAAGAUGUACCAACUCGCGCUCCCAUUCUUCCCCAACAACGAGAAGCUCACCCGGAAGAUCGCCACGCUGAAGGAGCGUAUCCACGGCAAAUCCCACUCGGAAGCCCCCGGUGCCGUCGACACCACCGGCACCAUCAACUCUCACCCCAGCUCAGGAGCAGGAGCAGGAGGAAACAAGCGAGACUUCGGCAGCAUGCUCUCUCUCAAAAAGCAACAACCCACCGCCAAACCAGCCCCCAAACGCCACAACGCCGACGACUCCGACGACGCAGACUAUGAGCCCGUCGUAGUCACCACGCACAAGGCCACGAACGACGAGGACUUCGAAGAAAUCGAGCUCGACCUCGAGGAAAUCGCCCAUUCCCGCCGGCGGAAGCGCACCCGCACCAAAACCCCCACCGACAUCGUCGAGGAACUGGAGGCCCCCUCCCCACGAACCAUCCACCUCCUCUCCAUCAUCAACUCGCGCGACGUAAGCCAGAUCCGGCUCCUCAAGGGUGUGGGCGCCAAGAAAGCCGAGGCCAUCGUCGACUGUCUCUGCGAAAUGGACCAGCAUCUGGAAGGCCAGCCAGAGGCCGAACACGAAGAAGCCCAGGUCCACAUCCACAGUCUCGCAGAGUUGAGCAAGUUGAAGGGGGUAGGGAUGAAGAGUGUGCAAAGCAUGCGUAAUGGCGUUUUGGUAUAAUUGUCUGCAUUCCUUUUUGUUUUGCAGAAAGCGAGCUUUGCGAGGUGGCACUCAUGUCAAGCUUUGUUGGCAGUCUGUUCUUCGUUCCGUUUAGAAUUUUGGAUACUGGUUGAUGUCCGUGUUUCUGCAGCAUUUUCUUCUUGUUUCUUGAUUUGUUGCGACUGUGAAUAUGCAUGGGUGGUGUGAACCACUACUUGAU